This is a messenger RNA of Lampris incognitus (smalleye Pacific opah), 574 nucleotides long. It is a transcript of the gene id3, whose product is annotated as inhibitor of DNA binding 3. NCBI's taxonomy places the organism in Eukaryota, Metazoa, Chordata, Actinopteri, Lampriformes, Lampridae. Gene Ontology annotation, cellular component: cytoplasm; nucleus. Gene Ontology annotation, molecular function: transcription regulator activity; protein dimerization activity. The transcript has 3 exons. Bases 107 to 460 code for a protein of 117 amino acids. The record is from RefSeq and is a predicted model, not a curated record. Gene Ontology annotation, biological process: negative regulation of transcription by RNA polymerase II; cell differentiation; circadian regulation of gene expression.
CAGGACCGUGCCAGACACGCUGCAAGUCUUUCGUUAUCUCACGUCAAACUGAGUCUCUCUUCUUUUUUUUUUCCUCCCCCCCUCCUCAACCACCUCUUCUCAAGUCAUGAAAGCCAUCAGUCCUGUUCGUUCAGUGAGGAGCUGUUACAAGGCCGUGUGCUGCAUCUCGGAUCAGAGUUUGGCCAUCACCCGGAAUAAGCCGUCGUCAAUGGAGGAGCCGGUGGGCGCGUUGUGCGACAUGAACGACUGCUACUCCAAGCUGAAGGAGCUGGUCCCCAGUAUCCCUCAGAACAAGUCCGUCAGCCAAGUGGAGAUCCUGCAACACGUUAUCGAUUACAUAUUCGACCUGCAAAUCGUGCUGGAGGCGGAGACGACGGCCGCGCCGGAGAUGGUCCUGUCAAUAAAGACUGCAGACCUUACCCGCAGUUUCUCCAAAGAAGAGGGGCGGUUGUGCCAUUAGAUUUAUGAUACGACACGGUGCAGGGAAACACAUGUCUCCACUUCACUCCGGGCAAGAGGACAAGAGGGGCAGAAAGGGUGGGAUAGGUAUUUGGAGAGGAGGAGGAGGAGGGCU